Messenger RNA from Encephalitozoon romaleae SJ-2008, 657 nucleotides. RefSeq lists its product as hypothetical. The record is from RefSeq and is a predicted model, not a curated record. Gene Ontology annotation, molecular function: protein binding. Lineage: Eukaryota; Fungi; Microsporidia; Unikaryonidae. The transcript has a single exon. Bases 1 to 657 code for a protein of 218 amino acids.
AUGGGAGAUACUGUUUACAUAGUCCAUAGACAGCUUGAGAGGAUACCGACCAUUCCAGAGCAUGCUCGGACAGUUGAUCUACGGCGGAACAAUAUAUCAAGAAUGGUUUUGAAUAAGGCUGAGCUCGUCGAGUAUCUUGAUUUGUCGGACAACCGAAUAAGAGAGAUUUCGGACCUUGAGAAUGUUCCAAGACUAAAGAUACUGGACUUAAGCUAUAACUUGAUAUCGGACAUCUUAAUACCCCGUAUGGAUAUUGAGGAACUAUACCUGAUUUCAAACGAUAUUUCGACGAUCCGUGGCCUGGAUCUUCCUCGAAUCAAGAAGCUGGACUUGGCUGUAAAUGAUAUAUGCAGGAUCGAGAAUCUAGGCAACUGCAUAACGUUGGAAGAGCUCUAUCUUGGAAGUAAUAGAAUAAGAGCGGUGGAGGGUUUAGAAGAUCUGACAAGUUUGAAGAUAUUGGACCUCCAAAACAAUGAGCUUGAGGUGGUUGAUUGUUCCAUGAUACCUAGCAGUGUUGAGGUUCUUCUUCUUGGGGAGAAUAGAGAUCUUAGAGUAGUAGAGAAGACUGAGCACCUUCCUCGCCUGAGGAUUCUUGGGUUGGAGAAGACAAGUGUUCCAAAAGACCUAAUAGAGGGAGGGUUUACUAUUUGGAGAUGA